AGACUGUCUGUUCAAGGUGUGCCCUAUGAGCAGGUACUCAGCUCAGAAGCAAUUCUGGAAAGCCAAACAGGCAAAACAAGGGAACAACACAGAAGCCGCACUUCUAAAGAAACUACAGCAUGCUGCAGAACUUGAACAGAAACAGAACGAGUCAGAGAACAAAAAGCUUCUAGGAGAGAUUGUAAAGUACAGCAAUGUCAUACAGCUGCUGCACAUUAAGAGUAAACAAAUACCUCACAGUUAACAAGCGACUGCCGGCGCUGUUGGAGAAGAAUGCAAUGCGGGUGUCCCUCGACGCGGCAGGGAACGAAGGCUCCUGGUUCUACAUUCAGCCAUUCUGGAAGUUGAGGAGUGAGGGAGACAAUGUGGUCGUAGGCGAUAAGGUAGUUCUGAUGCCGGUGAACGCUGGCCAGCCUCUUCACGCCAGUAAUAUAGAACUUCUGGAUAACCCUGGCUGUAAGGAGGUGAACGCUGUUAAUUGUAACACAAGCUGGAAAGUUACAUUGUUUAUGAAGUACAGCGACUAUCGGGAAGAUGUUCUGAAAGGGGGUGACGUGGUCAGACUCUUUCAUGCAGAACAAGAGAAAUUUCUGACCUGUGAUGAAUAUGAGAAAAAGCAACAUAUCUUUCUCCGUACCACCUUACGCCAGUCUGCCACAUCAGCGACCAGCUCCAAGGCCUUAUGGGAAAUUGAGGUCGUGCAUCACGAUCCGUGCCGAGGAGGAGCCGGGCAGUGGAACAGCCUUUUCAGAUUUAAACACUUGGCUACUGGAAAUUACCUGGCUGCAGAGGUGAGACAUUUAUUA
Molecule: messenger RNA, 806 nt
Organism: Staurois parvus
Lineage: Eukaryota; Metazoa; Chordata; Amphibia; Anura; Ranidae
Source: the annotation of a GenBank genome assembly